AUGACAAGCAAAUGGUGCCAGGACGGUGCGCUUGGCCGGCCGCGACCAAGGAACCAGGGGUCGGCGCAGUCGGGACACGCGCAGAGUCGUUCCAUCCGGGCCGCUCUCGAUCUCCUGGCCUUGGGCGUCGCGUUCCGUUCAGGUCCCGAGGAGCCACGCUCCAAGGGGAGACGAGGCACGGCGCCAGGUAUUGGGUACGUAGCUGUACCGCUGGCGCCACAACGAACUUAA
Messenger RNA from Purpureocillium lilacinum, 231 nucleotides. The record is from RefSeq and is a predicted model, not a curated record. NCBI's taxonomy places the organism in Eukaryota, Fungi, Ascomycota, Sordariomycetes, Hypocreales, Ophiocordycipitaceae.